Messenger RNA from Dermacentor andersoni, 1771 nucleotides. RefSeq lists its product as uncharacterized. The record is from RefSeq and is a predicted model, not a curated record. Lineage: Eukaryota; Metazoa; Arthropoda; Arachnida; Ixodida; Ixodidae.
AAAGACGACGAUGCACGCUGUCCGCUGGCAUGCGCAGGUUUGACCUCAGUGGCGUCUAGAGAACAGGACGGGCGGCGACGCGCAGCUCUGGCAAGCCUGGCUGGCAGACCCAAUGACGGUGUGCCUCGCAGUGGAAGAGAAGCGACGCGAUGACCGCAACUACGUCCAUCGUAAACGCUGCCCUGCUCGCCGCCGUCAUUCUGCUGCCUGUGCUCGGCCAGACGGCUCGCCAGGGGAGGCCCGUCGAUGAAUACUACGAUGAAGAGACUUACUACGAUGAAAAGGCCGCCGACGGUGCCGCAGAUUUCGGCGCGGACCUCACAUAUGCGCAGUAUGACCAGGUGACUGUUAAGGCGAGUCCGAAAAGCAGUAGCUCAUCCCCGCCUGAGACCAUAAUCCCGGCCAAGGCUGCGGUAAAGAUGCCCGCCAAGGUUCCGGCAAAGGUUCCGGCCAAGAUUCCGGCCAAGGUUCCGGCCAAGGUUCCGGCCAAGGUCCCGUCAAAGAUUUUACUCAAUGCCCCAACCAAUGUGGUCAAAGUACCCGACAAAGUACCCGACAAAGUCGCGGCCGAUGUUCCCGUCAAAGUUCCGGCCAAAGUUCGGGCCAAUGUCCCGGCUGAUGUCCUGGUCAAUGCCCCAGCCACCAAGCCGUCUACCUAUUCACCCAGCAGCAGCAUAAGCAAGCCCAGCACACGGAGCGUUCACGCCGCCAUGCAGCAGCUCCUCACUACGUCUGGCACAACGACAUCGCCCCCCGAGACGAGGGCGAAUCGGAGUGAGCCACCUGAAGUCCACGUCUUGGACGCGUGCCGUGUCCUGCGCUCCGAGGAGUGGCUGCAUCUCAGCCUCCACACGGAGUGCGUCAAGCGCGUCAGCUACCGGCGUCGGUGGCGGGGCCAGCAGCUGUUCCUUCGGCGCUUCCGCGUCGCUUCACGGACAACGGAGCUCCUUUGGGGUCGCCUGCUGCCUCUGAUGCCCGAAGAGGAUCGCCAGGACUUUCAAGGAUGCAAUAUGUCUUACGUCAGCAAGACAGCCAAGCUUUGUGAUCGCAACUUGGACAACGCAAGGGAGGCGGCCCGGAUUGUGAACGAUGACGAGUACCCCGAGAGCCCGGGUCGCGGAUGGCAGAUGGUUUGCAGACUGGUGAAGGAGUACAGAUACUGCAUGAGCGAGCUGCUGGCCGGUUGCCACAGCAUCGGUGAAGAGAUGAGCCGCGAGGUCAUGGUGAACGUGCGCGCCGAAGGGCUCAACUUCUGCCUCUCUGGCGGCGCUCGCUGUGCAGCCACUUCAUCGUGGGCUGUCGCGCUCGCACCCGUGGCGCUCUGGAACCGCGCAGCGCAGCGGCCGUGAUUACCACGAGGACUUGACGUGCCGGUCCACAAAGUUCCCGCAAGGAAGAGCGAGCUCUGUCUAGGGUGCGAUCAACGGCUCCCUUCUACGCUUUGCUGAAAGGAAGCAUGCAAAAAAAAAAAAAAAAAUAUCCAGGGCAAGACCUGCGUUCUGAGUCCCGUGUUUUUAUUUUGCGCACCUGCUUAAAUUAAAAAAAAAAAUUAUUUCAAUGUUUCGAUCGGAGAGAGGCCUUUGUCGAUAAAGAGCCGAUUUCACAGACCCAUGAGAGCUUAUGUCCUUUGGGUAUACGUUGUUGCAACGAGCAGCAUAAACAAUUCCAAUGAACAAAUCAAGAGAGGUACGUGGAUGUAGUCUCAAACGCCACAGCUUCAACGAACGCUCCAAAUAUGCAUAUUUAAAAAAUUCAUCGACGAUUACGAUAC